Molecule: messenger RNA, 913 nt
Organism: Prorocentrum cordatum
Lineage: Eukaryota; Dinophyceae; Prorocentrales; Prorocentraceae
Source: the annotation of a GenBank genome assembly
CCCCUUCCCCGGCAGAGCCACCCCGGCGACCCCCCCCAAGCAGUGUUGAAGCUCUUGCCUAGGCUCACGGCUGACGCUCUUGCCGAGGCUCUUGCGUAGUUCACACGCCGGGUCGGCGGACUUUUUCUCUGCUGCGUUUUCGUGGUGCAGCUGGGGAUCCUGAACCUUGUGCUCGCCGUCAUCGUGCGAGAGGCUGUCGAAUCGAUGGAGGUCGAUCGAAAGCAGAGGGCCAGAAAGGCCAUGGACGAGAAGGUGAAUACGGCGCAGUCGCUCCGCCGCUUGAUGAGCCAGAUCGACAGCGAUCACGACGGCCACAUCACGUGGGACGAGCUGACGUAUGCGCACACUAACAGUGAAGAGUUUCGGGAUCUGCUGAUCGCCUUGGACAUCGAGGUAGAGGACCUCUGCGAGAUGUUCAGCGCCAUGGACUCCGACGGGUCUGGGACCCUCGGCCACAGCGAGUUCUGCGACUUCGUGUGGAAGGCCCUCUCCGCAGACGUGAGGCUGGAGCUGCUGAGCGUGAGAGUGGGCCCCCUGGCCUGGCUGCAGAAGCACCAGCGGCAGCUCGCGACGCGGCAGGAGGAGAUGCAGCGCUGCCUGGGGGAGAUCCGGGCCCAGCUCGGGGUGGAGCCGGGCGACCCGGCGACGCCCGGCGCAGGCCAGAGGGCCGGCGGCGGCACGGCCGCGCGGCGCCCGGAGCCGCCCGGCCUGGAGUGGGCGGCCGCCGACCGCCAGGCCCCUCCGGAGCAGCUGCGGCGGGCGCUGGCCGAGCAGCUGCGCGAGGCCCAGGCCGAGCAGCUGCGCGAGCUCCGGGGCGUCGUGGAGGGGGCCCUCGCGGAGUCCCGGCAGCGGCUGCUGGAGGCGCUCGGCCGGUGCCCCGCGGGGAGCGCCGCGCCGGGCGCGGCCGGGUGCG